AUGGACAAAGAAAAUAAAAAUUCCAUGUUCGGAGGAUUUGUAUCUUCCGAACAAAAAAAAGAACUGAUAAAUUUUAUGGAAGAAAAUCCCGAUUUAAAAAGUGGGAAAUUUACAAACAAUUUUACAUAUAAAACUGCCCAAACAAUGUGGCAGACAUUAAGCCAAAUAUUAAAUGCUUUGCCAGGAGCAAAGAAAGAGUGGAAACAAUGGCGUAAGACAUGGCAAGAUAUGAAAUCUAACACAAAAAGAAAAAACACAAAAAUUAAAAAUUCCCAAGUGGAAACUGGAGGUGGACCACCCAUUAAAGAUGUCAAAAUGACUGAGGAAGACCUAAAAAUUAUUGAAAUCUUAGGGACUGCAAUAGUUGAGGGUGACCCUUUAGUUGCAGAAUCUGCCACCUCAUUUCAUUUCAGCAAUGAUUGUGAUGAAAAUUUGGAUGAAGAUGCAAAAGAGGAAUAUGAGAUUGAAAUGGUAAGAGUACAGUGUGUUGCAAUGAGUGAAGUGAAAACCCGAAGAAGUAAUGGUACUGGCAGCUUUGGUAAGGAACAAACACAACUUACGGAUUCUGGCAAAGCAUAUAAAAAUAGAAAACGUAAAGAUAUAACAGCAAAACCGUUGCCAACACAGGAGGUGAUUUGUAAGUGCAUCAGUUAUCGCUGGAGAAAAUCCUUGUUUGAAAAGUUGGGUCUUAGGUAUACAGUUCCUGCGGAGAAGGAGGUGCCAACAUGGUACCUAUGA
This is a messenger RNA of Diabrotica balteata, 738 nucleotides long. The record is from the annotation of a GenBank genome assembly. Lineage: Eukaryota; Metazoa; Arthropoda; Insecta; Coleoptera; Chrysomelidae.